AUGUCGUCACCUCGUGCGCGCGCUGGCUCCCGCCUUACACAGAUCUCCAAGCAUUUAGACUCGAAGCCCUUUCUCGAAUUGAACACUCCCUUCUCCACUGAACGCACCGCCCGCAUCGAAGACGAACAAGGCAAUCGCAUACCUCCCAAGAAGGCCGAAGAGUUCAAGCAGGAAGCCAAGAAGGAAAUCAAGAAGGAAGUAGAGCAGGUCAAGAAGCUUGCGCCGGAACCCCCCAAGAAGAUGUCGAGCCAAGCACCACACCCUGCCCUGCUCAUUCCUGGGCCCAUUGAGUUUGACGAUGCCGUACUUUCGUCCAUGAGCCAUUACAGUGAAUCGCAUGUCGGCCAACCCUUUGUAAACACCUUCAGCGAAGUCCUCGGAAACCUGCGCAAGCUGUUCCUGUCCAGCGACCCUGCCGCGCAACCCUUCGUCAUCUCUGGCUCUGGCACACUCGGAUGGGACCAGGUAGCGGCCAACUUGGUAGAGCCCGGCGAUGAGGUGCUCGUCCUACACACCGGCUACUUUGCCGACUCGUUCGCCGACUGCUUCGAGACCUACGGUGUUAAGGCUACACAGCUCAAAGCGCCCAUUGGCGACCGACCACAACUCGAUGAGGUGGAGAAGGCACUGAAGGAGAAGGAGUACAAGAUCCUGACCGUCACCCACGUCGACACGUCGACUGGUGUGCUCAGCGAGAUCAAGGCAUUGAGCGAGCUUGUCCACAGGGUCAGCCCCGAGACAUUGGUCGUAGUCGACGGUGUCUGCAGUGUUGGCUCCGAAGAGAUCCGCUUCGACGAGUGGAAGCUCGAUGCCGUCAUCACGGCUUCGCAAAAGGGCAUUGGCUGCCCAGCUGGUCUGAGCAUCAUGAUGGUAUCUGGCCGCGCGAUUGAGAGGUUCAAGGCGAGGAAGACACGACCAACUUCUUACUUCGGCUCAUGGAAGAACUGGUUGCCCAUCAUGCAAAACUACGAAGCCAAGAAGGCGUCCUACUUCGCUACACCCUCCCCACAACUCAUCCACGCGCUCGACACUGCACUCAAACAGAUCCUCGCCCGACCCGUCGAAGACUACUGGGCCGCACACAAGACCGCGUCGCAAAAGGUCAAGAAGGCUGUUGCUGAUCUUGGUCUCAAGCAGCUUGCUUCCAAGCCUGAGAACCAGGCCACUGGUAUGACCGCCAUUUACCUACCUGAAGGUAUGACACCUCCGGACGUUCUGCCCAACCUCAUGAAGAAGGGUGUCAUCUUCGCUGGUGGUCUGCACAAGGAGAUCGCAACCAAGUACAUUCGCUUCGGACACAUGGGCGUCAGCGUCACCGACCCGAACCGACCAGACAUCACCAAGGCGAUUGAGAGCCUGAAGGAGGGUCUGGCGGAGGCUGGCUACAAAGCAUAG
Alternaria ethzedia is the source of this 1395-nucleotide messenger RNA. RefSeq lists its product as uncharacterized. Gene Ontology annotation, cellular component: peroxisome. Lineage: Eukaryota; Fungi; Ascomycota; Dothideomycetes; Pleosporales; Pleosporaceae. The record is from RefSeq and is a predicted model, not a curated record. The transcript has 3 exons. Bases 1 to 1395 code for a protein of 464 amino acids. Gene Ontology annotation, molecular function: L-serine:pyruvate transaminase activity; L-alanine:glyoxylate transaminase activity.